Molecule: messenger RNA, 1463 nt
Organism: Paramecium pentaurelia
Lineage: Eukaryota; Ciliophora; Oligohymenophorea; Peniculida; Parameciidae
Source: the annotation of a GenBank genome assembly
AAUGGCAUUAACCAAGGUCGUUCUUCUUUGUAUUCAAAAUAAGAAAUAAUUAACAAUUACUCAUGAUUAAAUCUAUAAACACUUCUCACAAUAUGGUUAGAUUGAAAAAGUAAUCCCAAUUUAUAUCUCUAGAUUUUGAUAUUUGAAAAAACUCAAAUUUGGAAAGUCUUUUUGGAAACCAAAAACAAAGAAACUACCUAAAACUUAAUUAAAUAAUGUAAUAAUAACAUUUUGAAUUCCGAUUCUUCACUAAGAAUGUAAUUGUAUCCUAGCAAUCUAGAGAAUGUCACUUUUUCUGAUAUGAAUUCUGCUGGCAAAGGUAAUUUUCUAAUAAACCAUAUUAGAUUAUUCAAAGUUCAAAGAAAAAAGAGACUCUUAUAAUUCAACUGAUGAUGAAUAAACUUCAGUAGGCAGUUAAGGUGAAUAAUAUCCUAAUCUUAAUUCCACCAAAAAUUCACCAUAAAAUGUUUAAUAAUCUAUAUAUUAAUACUAAUAACAUUUACAACAAAGACUUUAUGAAUAAUAAGUACUCUAAAUGAGAUUGUAAACUCAAAGUUUAGAUCUCUAAAUCCCUGAUUAUAUCAAUACUCUAGCUUCAGUCUAAUGGGUUGAAUAAUUUGUUUAAUUGGGAAAAUUACUAUAAACAUAAUAUCUACUUCAAUAUUAACUUAUUGAUAGUUAUAUUAAUUAUAUCAAGUAAGAAUCUGUGAAUGCUUUGUCUGAAAUUCAAAACUAAUAACGACAACAAUAAAUCUAAUAAUAGUUGCAAAGUCAAAUUAAUACUCUUAAUCAUAUACAUCAUGUUGAUUAAUAAGAAAAAUCAAGAGUCAUUGUAGCCAAGUCUUUUGAUGACUCUGUUACUACCCUCGACAUGCUCUAUAAUAUUUUUAGUAUCUAUGGAAAUAUAGAUAAAAUGGUAUAUUAGAAAGACAAAUCAACAUUAUUGGUUGAAUACCAUCUUUAGAAAUGUGCUGAUUAAUGUAUAGAAAAGUUAAAUAAUGUUUUAUUCUAAGGACAAACUCUUUAAGUAAUCUCUUUAUAAUAUUCUAGAUUAACUAUUCGAUUUUGUAAGAAAUAACAUUCUUAGAUGAAUUAGAAGAAUUAGGAUUGGUUGAAAAGACUUUCUAUGAAGAAAGAUUCAUUGGAUCUGAAGCCACUAAUAGAUAUAAACCAAAAAACUCCUUUAUUGCUGCUGCACCCAAUGAUACUAUCUUUUUGAUGAAUUUAUCAAAUGAAUUACUUAAUAUUGAAAGUCUCCAACCACUUUUAGAAACUGAUAUUGUUGACUAUAAGUAUUUUUUAUUAUUAUAAUUUAGAUUUUAUGAGGAUCCAAAAUAAAAACAUAGUUGUGCCUUAAAAUUCAAAACUGUUGAAGAUGCUAUGUACUUCUUAGCUAAAAAUCAUGGCAAGAUAAUGUCUGAUAGAAAAAUCUUAAUGACUUUUUCUAAAAAGUCAAUGUGAUU